Messenger RNA from Clunio marinus, 1731 nucleotides. Lineage: Eukaryota; Metazoa; Arthropoda; Insecta; Diptera; Chironomidae. The record is from the annotation of a GenBank genome assembly.
AGUUUUAGAAACUAACUCUCAAUAUUACGGCUAAAAUCGUUUGCUUUAAAAAAUUGAUUUAAAGUGAAAUUACUCUAAUUUAAGUGUUAAGAAAUGUCUCUCAUCUGUGCAAUUUCUAAUGAAAUUCCCGAUGUGCCGGUGAUAUCACCGAGUUCAGGAGCAAUUUUUGAGAGGCGUUUAAUUGAAAAAUACCUACAAGACAAUGGUGUUGACCCGAUAUCUGGAAAGGAUUUAACAGUUGAAGAGCUCAUCGAAAUCAAAACUCCACCUGUAUUGAAACCAAAGCCACCAAGCGCUACAAGUAUUCCAGCAAUUUUAAAAAUGAUGCAAGACGAAUGGGAUGUUUUAAUGCUUCAUGCAUUCACUCAACGACAACAGUUGCAAACAGCUAGGCAAGAACUUUCACAUGCCCUCUAUCAACAUGAUGCUGCUUGUCGUGUUAUUGCCCGUUUAAACAAAGAAGUCACUGCUGCAAGAGAAGCCUUGGCUACAUUAAAACCACAAUCUGGAAUCGGAUCCAUGCAAACUGUCAUUCAGCAGCCUACAAUGGCACCAGAAGCACCAGGCUUUGCAUCGCAACCGGUUGAACAAGCUGGAAUGAGUGACGAAGUUAUUCAGAAAUUACAAGACAAAGCUACAGUUUUAACUCAAGAAAGAAAGAAGAAAGGAAAAACAGUUCCAGAAGAGUUAGUCAGUGCUGAGAAACUUCGUGGUUUCUUAACACUUUCAUCACAUCCUGGACUUCAUUCAGCAAGUGUCCCUGGAAUUUUAGCAUUAGACAUCAAUAGUAGCGAUAACAGCAAAAUUUUGACAGGUGGAAAUGAUAAAAAUGCGACGAUUUUCAACAAAGAUACGGAACAAGUUGUUGCCAUUCUGAAAGGCCACACAAAGAAAGUGACAAAAGUUAUUUAUCAUCCUGACGAGAACACUGUCAUAACUGGUUCACCCGAUUCCUCUAUACGAAUCUGGAACGUUCCAACUUCUCAAACAACACUUUUACUCCGUUGUCAUGAAGGUCCAGUGACUGGACUGUCACUUCAUCCUACUGGUGAUUAUAUUCUCUCAACAUCACAGGAUAAAUAUUGGGCGUUCUCUGACAUACGUACUGGAAGAUUAUUAACAAAGAAUUUGGAUUCAUCUGAACGUGGUUUGACAGCAGCUCAAUUCCAUCCUGACGGUUUAAUUUUUGGCACUGGCACAGAAGACGCUCAAGUUUUAAUUUGGGACUUAAAAGAACAAAGCAAUGUUGCAAACUUCCCUGGUCAUAUUGGUGAAAUCAGCGCGAUUUCUUUCUCAGAAAACGGUUAUUAUCUUGCAACUGCAGCAGCUGAUUCUUGUGUUAAAUUAUGGGAUUUGAGAAAGUUGAAGAACUUCAAAACAAUUCAAUUGGAAGAUGGAUACGAAGUCAAAGAUUUAUGCUUCGAUCAAAGUGGAACAUAUCUAGCCAUAGCUGGAACAGACAUCAGAGUUUACUUGUGUAAACAGUGGACAGAGUUGAAAGUCUUCAACGAUCAUACAGCUGCAGCUACUGGUGUGAAAUUUGGAAGACAUGCUCAAUGGUUAGCUUCAACAAGCAUGGAUCGAACACUAAAAUUGUAUGGAAUUGAAUAAAACUUCUUUUCUGCUUUAUUACUUUGUGGAAAUUUUCAUCUCACUUUUCUAACAUAAAACAUAAAAAUAACUUUUUAGAUUUAAAUAAAAAGAAUAUUCCGAUUUAAACAAUUAAUUUAU